UUUCCUUGACACACCACACCUGAGAUCUGAAGCAGGUAGAAAUCAGGUGAAUGUGUUGCUCUUGACAACUUUCGACAGGAAACCCCCGUGAACGAUUUUUUUUUUAAUGUAUAGGAAACAAUGCUAAGUGACUGAUCAAGUUAUUUACCAGCCAGUUCGACUGACAUUACAGCUAAAGUGGAUUAACGAGUUUUUAAGAAAUAUAUACCUCAUACCAGGAUACUUUUAAAUUCUACAAAAAUGGACUCGUGGUGUUUUCUUUUCGUUGCCUUGGCUUUUAUUCUUGGUGUUCAUGGCGGCGAAACAUCAUCAGCACCGGGCCAGUGUGUAAAAUCUUUCAGAGAGGGUCGGGAAGACUUUGUUCUCGACACGGUGGAGUCGAUCGAGGAUGGGGCCGUGUUCCUGUCAAACCGGAGCGUCGCGCACAGGAACGCGUGCAUUGCGGCGUGCUGCAGAGAGCCCAUAUGCAACUUGGCUCUCGUAGAAGACGAACGCGAGAAGGGAUCCAACUACAGCUGCUUUCUCUUCAACUGCUUAUAUAAGCAAAAAUAUGUCUGUCGAUUUAUUCAGAAGAAGAGGUUCAGAAAUUAUAUACUGGAUUCAGUUUAUGAUUAUUUCCUGAGUGGGCGCAAAAGUGAUGGGAAGGACAGUCCACCCAUUGCCAAUGCGGGACGGGAUGUGGUGGUCCAGCCUAAUGGGGAGGUAUUGCUGAACGGCAUUGAGAGUUGGGAUGAUAAGAAAAUCAUCAGCUACGAAUGGAGUCUCGUCAGUGGAAAUAAAUCCGUCCAUGUAGAGAAAACGAAUCUGCCUGACCAGGUGAAGGUGUCCAGGUUGGUGCCUGGGGUGUAUAAGUUCAAACUGACAGUGACCGAUUCAGGACACCAUUCUGAUUCUGCUAAUGUCACUGUUUUGGUUCUCACUCCUGAGCAAUCUGCACGUCGCUGUUUGAUCCCUAAAAACGCUGGACCCUGCCGAGGUUCUUUUCUUCGUUGGCAUUACAACGCUGCAUCCAGCAAGUGUGAGGAGUUCAUCUUUGGAGGGUGUAUAGAGAAUAACAACAACUAUCUCUCUGAACAGGAGUGUUCUAAUGCCUGUAAAAACGUGACAGUAAAACAUGGAGAUACGAGAAUGCCGCACAAUGAAGACUGUAAUUCGGCGUGCAAAGAAGACGAAGUGAAAUGCUCUAACGGCUGCUGUGUGAAGAGCGAGCUCGAGUGUGAUGACCAGCAGCAAUGCACCAAUGAUUCUGAUGAGGAGAACUGUGAACAAUUGAAUAAUGGCCUGACUCGACUUCUAAGGAUUGAGGGGAAUAAGAGAGCACACUGCACAGAUCCAUAUGCUGUGGGCCCAUGUCGAGCCAGUUUUCCUCGUUGGUACUAUGACCCUCUUAACGAAAAGUGCCAUCGCUUCACAUAUGGGGGCUGUGAUGGCAAUAAGAACAACUUUGAGACAUCAGACAACUGCAUGAGCAACUGCUCAGGUGUCUCAGAAAAUGAUGUGUUUGCCAGAGGAUUGCUUGUAGGCGAGGACAGGGAGGAACUAGGAGAAAGCCAGUCAGCUUCUGUUGCCCUAGCUGUGGUUUUAGUUGUCGCCGUCUUGGCCGUUCUGGCUGUGUUGGGUUACUUUUUCCUCAAGAACAAGAGAAAAAGCCAUCAGUCGGUGGCCACCAGCAGUCCUCCAGUGGUGUACAGUGAUGAAGACCAACAGCUGGUCUACAACACCACCACCUCCAAAGCAUGACAAAAUCUUUAAAAACAACAAACUUUAACAUCUUUUCUACCAUGUGGUCUUACCCUCAGACUGAUGCUGACUGCAGUGUAGAAUGGGCCGAAUUAAUAACUAAAAACUAAGCUGUUCAGGGUUCCCGACCUUUACGUAAA
Messenger RNA from Carassius auratus (goldfish), 1880 nucleotides. RefSeq names its product serine peptidase inhibitor, Kunitz type 1 b (gene spint1b). NCBI's taxonomy places the organism in Eukaryota, Metazoa, Chordata, Actinopteri, Cypriniformes, Cyprinidae. Gene Ontology annotation, cellular component: plasma membrane. The transcript has 10 exons. Gene Ontology annotation, biological process: epithelium development; epidermis development; extracellular matrix organization. Bases 241 to 1740 code for a protein of 499 amino acids. Gene Ontology annotation, molecular function: protein binding; serine-type endopeptidase inhibitor activity. The record is from RefSeq and is a predicted model, not a curated record.